Zerene cesonia (dogface butterfly) is the source of this 1310-nucleotide messenger RNA. RefSeq names its product programmed cell death protein 2-like. The transcript is spliced from 6 exons. The record is from RefSeq and is a predicted model, not a curated record. The coding region runs from base 229 to 1281 and encodes 350 amino acids. Lineage: Eukaryota; Metazoa; Arthropoda; Insecta; Lepidoptera; Pieridae. Gene Ontology annotation, cellular component: nucleus; cytoplasm.
UAAUAUUACGAAAUGUCAGUUAUCAAAUGUCACGUCACACGUGUUAACUUAUUUUUAUGCAAGUGUACAGUACACACUUGUGUUUAUUCGCUUUAAUUUAAAACUAUUCAUUUAACUUGUUAACCCUUCGUAGAAAAUCCAAAUUUGUGUUUUAAAAACCUGCUAAGUCAAUAUAUACAGCUGUAUAACCAUUAACAGUGCAUUUAUCGUUUCCGCGAGUUCUGCAAUAUGACUGAGAAUGUUGUGGAUAUAGGUUUUUUAGACGAGAAAGAAUCUUGGCUUUUACACCCAAGGUUUUUUCCAAGUAAAGUCGGAGGCAAACCAGCAUGGCUAGACUUAAGAAAUAUUCCUGCCCCCUCUGAACUUACUUGCAAUCAAUGCAAUGAAGUUAUGAUAUUUUUAUGUCAAGUUUAUGCACCAUAUGAGGAAAAAGAAGACAGUUUUCAUAGAACUAUUUUUAUUUUUGUGUGUAAAAAUGGAGAAUGUUGCCGCCCAAAUUCUGCAAAUAACUUCAAGGUGUUCCGUAGUCAGCUACCACGGAAGAACGAUUUCUAUUCGUUUGAACCUUAUAAGGAAGACCAAAAUGAGACAUUUCCUAUGGAUAAAUGGCCAAAAUUAUGUAAUGUUUGUGGUGUCAAGGCACCUUCUCAUUGCGCAAAAUGUAAGAAAGAAUUUUACUGUAGUAGAAAGCAUCAAAUAAUACACUGGCAAAAAGGACACAAGGAAUUGUGUUGUAACUCAAAUGAGACAGAUAAUAGUAACUUCAUAGUUACAGAAGCUGCAAAAUCAUUACUUUUUAAAGAAUGGGAACUGAUUGUGGAUGAAGAAGAUCAAGAAAAAGUUAAACAUGUAGAUGAAAAUCAGGAGAUGGAAAAAUUAAAACAUUUAAUAAAAGAGAAAAAAGCUGGCACUAUGAGUGACAUUAAUGAGAGUGAAUUGGAAGAAUACACUGGGAAAAUCCCAGAUGACAAAGUUUUCAACAAAUUUAGUAAAAGAAUAGCACGACACCCAGAUCAAGUAUUACGCUAUGAUAGAGGUGGUGUUCCCUUAUGGAUAACAGCUCAAGCAGAUAAUAUUGACAUCCCUAAAUGCUCAUACUGUAAUGAACCAAGACAAUUUGAGUUUCAGAUUAUGCCACAGCUUCUGAAUUUUAUCAACAUUGGCAUUGAGAUCAAUAGCAUUGAUUGGGGCAUAUUAGCUAUAUAUACAUGCAAUAAAAGCUGCAAUAAAGGACCUGCAUAUAAAGAAGAAAUGCUAAUUAAACAAGAUUUAAGUAAUUAGCUAUUUAUUAUAACUACUUCUAAGUUUAU